AUGAAUUAUUAACAACAACAACUCAUAUAUUGGGAAAAAUAGGGCUAUGAUCAAUUAUGUGGUGUGCAUUGCAUCAACUCUCUUUUAUAAGGACCCUAUUUUAAUGAGGUUGAUUUAGCAACAAUUGCUUAAGAAUUAGAUAGAUAGGAAAUUGAAUUGCUGGGUAAAACAGGGCAUCGUUACAAGUCAUAGAAUGUUGCAGAAGAUGGCAAUUUCUCCAUUUAAGUUUUAGCUGAGGCCUUAAAGAAAUUAGGAGAUUUGUAUAUUGAAUCAGUGGAUUCAAAAAUCAACCAAAAUUAAGACUUGAGGUAUUCGAUUCUGCUUAUAUAAAUUAAGUCAAGAGAGUGGAUUUAUUUGCAAUUCUUAAGCUCAUUGGUUUUCAAUUAGAAAGAUUGAUAACAUUUGGUACAAUCUAAAUUCAACGAAUAAAAGAGCACCAGAAAUCAUUAGUGACUUUUAUCUAUCAGCAUUCCUACUAUCAGUAAAGGAGAAUGGAUAUCAAAUCUUCGUAGUGAAGGGUGUUUAUCCCCCUCCACAAUUAGAUGUAUUUAUAAUCUCAUUAUGCCUUUAUAGAACAUCGAUUAAAGUGAUCGAUAAAAGGUUCUUACUACCUAGUUCGUUAAAUAAGUUCAUGAUAGAAGAGUUAAGAAAAAGAAUUAUAAAUUGAACAUAGGAGGUUCAGAUGAGGUCGAAAUGGAAAAGGCAUUAAAAUAAAGCAAAGGAGAAAAAUAUGUACUACUUAGUAAUAGUUUAGGAAUCAACAGAUGAGGAAUUUGAAGAAGAAGGUCAAUAACCAUAGAAGAAGUAAUCGACUCCCAAGUUUCAAGGAUAGGGAGUCUAAUUUUAGCAUUAAAAAUCAGUAGUAAAUUAUCCAAAUUUUAAUAUUGAUCCUCUCGAUGCUGAGUAUAGGUCGAUUAUCUUAAUGACACUUGAAUAAGUAAGAUGCUAUUGAUACAUAGUUAGAAAUUCAGUAUGUAAUUGGAGGAAGGCUUAGUUAUCCUAUUUUAAUUGCCUGGUGGCUAAAAUAAGUAAUACACCUUUAGUUAUGAUGCAACUGUUGAAGUAUUUGAUAAUUUGAUCGCAUAGGACCUUUACGAUUUCAUUUUCUUCGAAAGCAGACAAUAACCUAUGAGAUUUAUUUUGAUUUGCCCAAUUCAAAAGCUAUAACUUCUAGAUGUUUCACAAUAACUCUUGGAUAUUGGCAUAGACACAAUGACCUAAAUUAUUGUGAAGAAGGAAUGAAAAUUUGAUUAUCAACUUCAACAGAUAUUUAUUCUAGAAAAUUAAGG
Messenger RNA from Paramecium octaurelia, 1289 nucleotides. Lineage: Eukaryota; Ciliophora; Oligohymenophorea; Peniculida; Parameciidae. The record is from the annotation of a GenBank genome assembly.